This is a messenger RNA of Racocetra persica, 422 nucleotides long. The record is from the annotation of a GenBank genome assembly. Lineage: Eukaryota; Fungi; Glomeromycota; Glomeromycetes; Diversisporales; Gigasporaceae.
UGUUCCUCUGUGAUAGGAAAAAGAAACAGAACGGAGCCACGUACCAACCCACAUCGUCAAAAAUAAACCGCUUCGGUUUAAAACCUUCUGGGACCGCGAUGCGGGAAUAUAAAUUGGUGGUUUUAGGAUCUGGUGGUGUUGGCAAGUCGGCAUUGACCGUUCAAUUUGUACAAUCCAUGUUCAUUGAACGUUAUGAUCCAACAAUUGAAGAUUCAUAUAAAAAGCAGAUAGAAGUUGAUAAUCAAAUCUGCGUAUUGGAAAUAUUAGACACGGCAGGAACUGAGCAAUUCGCUGCCAUGAGAGAUUUGUACAUGAAAAACGGCCAAGGUUUCAUCCUUAUGUUCUCGAUCACUGAACAAUCAACAAUAAAUGAGUUAGCGGAGUUAAGGGACCAAAUUAUAAAAGUAAAAGGUUCAGAUACG